AUGGCUGACGAAGGGAAGAUUGGCACGCCUACCAAGACGUCGGGAGGAGGAAACUCGAAUCCUGAAUCCCCGACAACGGCACGGCCACUAGACUUUGAUGAUGAACCUCAAGAGAUCGGUGUCACCUCUACGGAAACAGAAGUUCCCCCGCCCAAGCCUCCUCGUCCGUUAACUCCGCGGCAGCAAGCGGAGAACACGCUCAAAGAAGCGUUUCCUACUGUAGAUGCGGCGGUAAUUAAGGCAGUCUUGACAGCUAGUGACUACAAUAUCGAACGAUCUUUCCAUGCACUGCUUGGCAUGACGGAUCCCAAAGCGCAGGAAGAUCUCCCGCCACCCAAACCACCGCGGCCGUCAUAUCCAGCUACAUCUACGACACAGAAACAACUGGAAGAGGAUGAGAGUGCGUCCGCGCGUCGCGGAGAAGGGACUUGGAGAGGCUCAAGGCCAAGACAAGAUGACUAUGAGGAGGAACGAGAGUACAAUUUCUUCGAGGAUGACUUACCGGUAAUCCGCGAGAAUAUCCGCAAGGGCUUCUUGGAGACCCAGUCGAAAGUGAACGCUUGGGUGCAGAAUUUCAAGAAGAAACUCGAAGGCGACGAUGAUGAGCCUCGUUCCUCGGGAGGCUACGGUCAAGGAUAUGGAGAGGGCUACAACCGACCCAGGCGCAGCGGCGACUCAGCCCGUCGCAGCGGUGACCGUGAACGGUAUGAUGCUGAUCCUCAGGUUCUGAGCGAUGACUUCUCUGCUUUGGAGUUAAGAGACGCAGAAGCUGCUCCACCUCGUCCCACGCGUCCGCUCGCGAACCCCAAUCUCUACCGGACAUCUGCAUCUUCUCAAGAACGGAGAAAGGUGGCCUUCCAGCAAGGCCCACCGGAAGAAAUUGAUAAUCUGUACGACGCUCCGGAGUCAACGAAACGCACACCAUCGACCGGAGGCAAGUCGAGCAAAUGGCAGCCUCUGUCUACGGUGGAACCGUCCCCUGUGGGGGACAAUGAUCCCUUCAGCCUCGGCGAUAGCGAAGAUGAGGGAGAUUUCAAGAAGAAGGAUCUCGGUGUAGAUGAGACGGAUCAUGCAAAGAAAGCCACGUCGGCCUCAGACCUCGGAUCCAGCUCAAAGGAUGACAGUAAAGCCGGAGACAAGGCUGCAGGGAAAUAA
This is a messenger RNA of Rasamsonia emersonii CBS 393.64, 1155 nucleotides long. Its product is annotated as CUE domain protein. Gene Ontology annotation, biological process: ubiquitin-dependent protein catabolic process. Gene Ontology annotation, cellular component: cytoplasm. Gene Ontology annotation, molecular function: ubiquitin conjugating enzyme binding; ubiquitin binding. The record is from RefSeq and is a predicted model, not a curated record. The transcript is spliced from 6 exons. Bases 1 to 1155 code for a protein of 384 amino acids. Lineage: Eukaryota; Fungi; Ascomycota; Eurotiomycetes; Eurotiales; Trichocomaceae.